UGUGUCAUUGUUCUGGGACCGCCAAGUGUCAGUGUGUCAUUGUUCUUGGACCGGCAAGUGUCAGUGUGUCAUUGUUCUGGGAUCCCCAAGUAUCAGUGUGUCCUUGUUCUGGGAAUGGCAAGUGUCAGUGUGUCAUUGUUCUGGGAACGGCAAGUGUCAGUGUGUCAUUGUUCUGGGACUGCCAAGUGUCAGUGUGUCAUUGUUCUGGGACUGCCAAGUGUCAGUGUGUCAUUGUUCUGGGACUGCCAAGUUUCAGUAUGUCAUUGUUCUGAGACCCCCAAGUGUCAGUGUGUCAUUGUUCUGGGACCCCCAAGUGUCAGUAUGUCAUUGUUCUGGGACCACCAAGUGUCAGUGUGUCAUUGUUCUGGGACCACCAAGUGUCAGUGUGUCAAUGUUCUGGGACCACCAAGUGUCAGUGUGUCAUUGUUCUGGGACUCCCACGUGUCAGUGUGUCAUUGUUCUGGGACCACCAAGUGUCAGUGUGUCAUU
Staurois parvus is the source of this 489-nucleotide messenger RNA. The record is from the annotation of a GenBank genome assembly. NCBI's taxonomy places the organism in Eukaryota, Metazoa, Chordata, Amphibia, Anura, Ranidae.